UUGUACGAUGAUCGACCUAGCUUUCACGGUUUUUGUGGGAUAUAUUUCUUCUGGUAAUUACCCUCAAACUGCUUCAGCAAAAGCCAUAUAAGGACUUAACUACCCUUCCUACUUUCCCAAUUCCCAUACUCCCAUCCCCAACAAAAGAAAAACAAAGACAAAAAGUUGUGAUCAUGGCAGUGUUGAUUACACUUCUCUCUGUUGUGGCCAUAGCCUGCGGUCUGAAACUGCUCUAUGUGAUAUGGUGGAGACCGAAAACGAUAGAGAAGCAGCUAUGGAAACAGGGCAUCCAUGGACAUCCGUACAAGUUGAUUCACGGGAACACCAAGGAGAUGAUCAAGUUAGCAAAGGAAAAAGGGUCGAAACCUCUCGAGCAGCCGCACGACAUCUUGCCUCGUCUCAAUCCUUUGCUUCAUGAUCUGGUCACGACUUACAAAAAAUCGUUUGUUAUUUGGUAUGGAACAACUCCCCGUGUGGCAAUCAUGGAGCCAAACUUAAUAAAAGAGAUUCUGAACAACAAUUCUGGUGACUUCCCUAAGCCAUAUAUAAAUUCAUUCACUCAGCUGUUCGUGACUGGCCUUGCGAGCUAUAACGGAGAUAAAUGGGCCAAACACAGGAAAAUCGUUAAUCCGGCCUUCCGCAUAGAGAAGUUGAAGCAUAUGUUGCCUGCAUUUGUGGUUUGUACCGAAGAAUUGAUUGAAAAGUGGAGCAAAUUGGUAAACUUCAUGGGAUCUUGUGAAGUGGAUAUGUCUGUCGAAUUUCAAAACUUAACUGGGGAUGUCAUAUCCAGAGCAGCUUUCGGAAGCAAUUUCGAAGAAGGGAGGUUGAUAUUCCUACUCCAAAAGGAGCAGGGGCGCCUCUUUUUACAAUCUCAGAUGAGCAUCAAUUUCCCAUGGCUAAGGUUUCUGCCAACCAAAGUAAACAAAAGGAUGAGGCACAUCCACAAAGAAGUUGGAUCCUUAUUGACAGGUAUAAUAGAAAAAAGAGAGAAGGUCAUAGGAUCAGGAGAUCACAAAGACGAUUUGUUGGGCUUGCUAUUGAAGUCUAAUCUCGAUGAGCUACAAGAGAAGAAGCAUUCGAAUUCCAGGAUGACCACCGAGGAUGUGAUAGAAGAGUGCAAGUUGUUUUACUUUGCUGGUCAGGAAACCACAGCCAAUUUGCUGACGUGGACCAUGAUUGUGUUGAGCAUGCAUACUGAUUGGCAGGAGCGAGCCAGGGAAGAAGUAUUGCAAGUUUUUGGGAGGAAUAAACCAGCAUACGAUGACUUGAAUCGCUUGAAGAUAGUAAACAUGAUCCUACUUGAAGUUCUGAGACUAUACCCCUCAACAUCCCUCAUUCGACGGACAUACAGAGAGACCAAGCUGGGAAAUUUGUGUCUUCCAGCAGGGGUGCAGCUGUUUAUACCAUUGCACCUCGUUCAUAGGGAUACAGAACAAUGGGGAGAAGAUGCAACGGAGUUCAAGCCAGAAAGAUUUUCAGAAGGGAUUUUGAAGCCAACCAAGGAUAGAAUAUCCUACUUCCCUUUUGGCUGGGGCCCAAGAAUAUGCGUUGGUCAAAACUUUGCGAUGCUUGAAUCUAAAUUAGCCUUGGCCCAAAUCUUGCAGAAUUUCUCAUUUGAGCUUUCACCAAGCUAUACCCACGCCCCAUAUGCUGCUGUAACACUUCAACCUCAAUAUGGUGCUCAAAUCAUCUUACACAAAUUAUGAGAAUGAGAGGCAGGCAACCGCAACUGCUUCUCUAAUCUCUAUCUUGUUUCGCGUUGUGCUUGUACAUCCAAAACUGCAGCCUUAUCAUGUGAAGUAGCUUUAAGCGAUAUGGCAGUAUAGUUGAUACCUUUUCUUUCUG
Molecule: messenger RNA, 1845 nt
Organism: Theobroma cacao (cacao)
Lineage: Eukaryota; Viridiplantae; Streptophyta; Magnoliopsida; Malvales; Malvaceae
Source: RefSeq, a predicted model, not a curated record